UCUCACUCCCUACUGAGCAUUACUAAACGGAUAUUUAACGCUACUUGACCAAGACACCACCCCUACCAGGUCCAACCUGCUGCUAUGUGUAAAGGACUGGCAUCGCUCCCUACUUGCUGCUUGGAACGGGCCAAGGAGCUGAAAGCAAGGCUGGGAAGCAUUUUGCUAAAACCCAGUUGGAAUAUAUCAGGCUGCAAAACAGGGCAAAAUAAGCCAACCCUGGAAGAAUGCCUUAGGUGGAAACAGUCCUUUGAAAAACUUCUGUCCAGCAAACAUGGACUGUGUGCCUUCACAGCCUUCCUGGUGUCUGAGUUCAGCGAGGAGAACAUUGCGUUCUACUUUGCCUGUGAGGAUUACAGGAGUACCAAGUCUCCUGCCAAACUAUCAGCAAAAGCCCAGAAGAUCUAUGAUGAAUUCAUCGGCAGUGAUGCUCCCCGGGAAAUUAACAUUGACCACGAAACUCGUGACAUCACCAAAGCCAACAUGCUGAUGCUAUCACCUUCUUGCUUCGACUUGGCCCAGCACAAGAUCUACAUGCUCAUGGCCAAAGACUGCUACCCUCGCUUCCUUCGCUCUCCAGCCUACAGGGAUCUAGUGUGCCAAGCCACAACAAGUGCCAAGGCCACCGGGCAGGAGAAGAAGGCGUGAAAUCUCGGCGCAAGCUGCCAGAGGAUUGUUAGUGGUCACCUCAAGUGUUGAGAAGGCAAGAAUUCAGUGCUGCAUCAGGAAGCCUCAAGCGGUUGCAGACACAGAAAUCGGUGCAGCAGUUCAUGGACGCAUUCUGUAGACGCCGUCAAUUCGAAGAUUGAAGAGAAAAGGAAAAGAAAGAAAACGUUGAUGCCUUAAGUGGACUUUUGUGUGAAUAUAGACGCAGGUUGGACAGCAAAGUCAACUGAAAGUGUUACACUGAGUGACAAUCAAACAGGAGAGCAAGCGAAGUGGGAAAAGCACUUAUGUUUUGUGGUUGUGAUGUACAGUGUCCCUCUGUCGAAGUCUUACAAUGUUUGUGAACAGGCAUGUAGGUUACUUCAUGAUUUUGUAUUUAUUUGUAUUUAUUUGCUUGUAAUAUAUUUAUUGCAUUUUUACCAAAGAUGAAAAAUGUGCUAUUUAAUUUAUAAUAUAAUAAUAUUUAUAUCACUGUUGUCUU
This is a messenger RNA of Micropterus dolomieu (smallmouth bass), 1147 nucleotides long. It is a transcript of the gene rgs16, whose product is annotated as regulator of G protein signaling 16. The transcript is spliced from 5 exons. NCBI's taxonomy places the organism in Eukaryota, Metazoa, Chordata, Actinopteri, Centrarchiformes, Centrarchidae. Bases 85 to 648 code for a protein of 187 amino acids. The record is from RefSeq and is a predicted model, not a curated record.